Molecule: messenger RNA, 1125 nt
Organism: Paraglomus occultum
Lineage: Eukaryota; Fungi; Glomeromycota; Glomeromycetes; Paraglomerales; Paraglomeraceae
Source: the annotation of a GenBank genome assembly
AUGAAGUUCAACUUUGCAUAUGUAUUUUUAUUAUGCCUCAUUUCGUACGCUCAUGGACAUGAGACGGCUUCUGGUGGAUCGACAACUUAUGUUGAAUUAACAUCAGACUCAUUCCAUGACGUUGUAGGACAUGACCAAGGUGUAUUCGUGAAAUUUUAUGCGCCUUGGUGUGGUCACUGCAAAAACCUCGCACCCACGUGGGAAGACCUUGCAAAUGCUUUUGCUCACGUAAAAGACAAAGUUGUCAUCGCAAAACUUGACGCAGAUAAUUACAAGGAUGUGGGUUCAAAAUAUGGAGUAUCAGGUUAUCCAACCUUAAAAUGGUUUCCGCCGGGAGAGAGUGAUAAUCCCGAAACUUAUGAUGGAGGUCGUGAUCUUGAAUCGUUAGCUACAUUUGUCGAGCAAAAAUCCAAUACAAAGAAAAGGAUAAAGAAAGCUACGACGGCAGUUACUGUGUUGACUGCUUCGAACUUUGAUGGUAUUGUCUUAGACGAGAAGAAAAAUGUUUUGGUGGAGUUUUACGCCCCGUGGUGUGGUCACUGUAAGUCUCUGGCACCGACCUAUGAAAAAGUUGCUAAAACUUUUUCUCCAGAAUCAGAGUGUGUAGUAGCUAAUCUCGAUGCGACAGUCCAUAAAGAGUUGGGUGAAAAAUACGGUGUUAAAGGCUUUCCAACUAUCAAGUUCUUCCCGAAAGGUGAGGACAAGACUCCUAUCGAUUACGACAAAAGUCGAUCCGAAGAAGAUUUUGUCAAGUAUUUGAAUGAAAAGUGUGGAACCGAACGUCAGGUCGGAGGUGGACUGAAUGAAAAGGCCGGCAAGAUUCCAGAAUUAGAUGCUAUUGCUCUACGAUACAUUAAUGCAGUAUCGGAAGACUCGAUUGACAAGAUUUUGAAGGAGGCUGAGGAUGAGGCUGCAAGCAUAAACACCAAGCCUGCUAAAUAUUACGUUAAAGUAAUGGAAAAGAUAAAAGAGAAACCCGGAUAUGUAGACUCGGAAAUUUCCCGAUUGGAAAAGAUUCUCAAAUCGGGAACAAUAUCUGAAAAUAAGAUGGAUGAUUUUACUAUUAGAAAGAAUAUUCUUUCUAGUUUCACAAAGGGCCCUGGCCUAGUACAUCAAGAACUGUAG